Messenger RNA from Rhagoletis zephyria (snowberry fruit fly), 1739 nucleotides. Lineage: Eukaryota; Metazoa; Arthropoda; Insecta; Diptera; Tephritidae. The record is from RefSeq and is a predicted model, not a curated record.
CUUCACUGUCAGCUUGCAGCGCAGAUGACGUUCAAGUCAACAGCCCAAAGGGACAGUUUGUCGGAGAAGGCCUUACCGUCGAUGGCCGGACGGUGUUCCGCUUUCUGGGCAUUCCCUAUGCGAAGCCCCCGAUAGGGCCGCUUCGUUUUGCUCGUCCCCAGCCAGCUGACAGUGUAGGUGGGGACAAUUACCAGGCAAAACAGUGGCCGCCAAUCUGCGUGCAGAACACCAAGAGUCCAAUGGCCGGCAACAGCGCCCACAUGGGCAAGGCGAAGAACAUGUCCGAGGACUGUCUGUACCUGAACGUCUGGUCACCGGCGGAGCUGAAGCUGGGAAGCACUCUCAACUCUGAUCAGCUAAAGCCGGUCAUUGUUUGGAUUCACGGAGGCGGCCUGGUAAUCGGCACGUCCAGCUUUGACCUGUACGACGGCGAAAUGUUGGCCGCCAAGGCGGACGCCAUCGUGGUGACCUUCAACUACCGAGUGUCUACACUGGGCUUCCUCUAUUCUGACGAUGUGGCAGCCGCCGACGUGAAGGGAAACCAGGGCUUCUGGGACCAGAACCAGGCGUUGAAGUGGGUGAAGGCGAACAUCGGCGCCUUCGGUGGUCGGGCCGACCAGGUGACGGUGAUGGGCGAGUCGGCGGGCGGCUGGUCCGUCAGUGCGCACAUUCUCUCGCCCGCUUCGAGGGGCCUCUUCCAGCGGGCCAUCCUCCAGUCGGGCGCCCUGACCAGCUUUCCGAUGAUCACCGAGCCGGCGGUGCAUGUUCGGCGACUUCUGACCGGCAUCCGGAGCGUCACUGGCUGUGCCACCCAGGCGGACACCUCCAUCACCGCCUCAGUGGUGGAGUGCCUUCGGCGGCUGCCGGCGAAGAAGGUCGAUGAGCUCUUCUACCAGAUCGAGCAGGACCCCUUUGAGCCGCUGGUCCCGGUGGCGGUCAUCGACGGGGAGUUUAUUACGGAGAAGCCGGAGAAGAUGCUCUCCAGUGGGAGCUACCAGAAGAACAUCAGCCUGCUGGUGAGCACGGUGGAGGACGAGGGCAGCUUCGUCAUUGCAAUGUACGGCGGGGCGGUGCCCGGGCUGAAGGCAACGGAUCCGGCGCCGUACAGCCUCGCCGAGGCGGAGACCUUCCUUCCCGACCUUCUCUCAAAGCACAUCUUCACCGGCGCCAAUGGUUACCCGCUGGUGAACGCCUCCUCCUCAGAGGACAUCAAGAAAACGUACUUCAGCGGCUUCUCCGCAGGAAACGCCUCCCAGGCUGAUGAGUGGCGAAAAAGGGUGGGCGUCGCCUUCGGUGACCUGGCCAUCGGCUGCCCGACGCUGAACUUUGCGAGGGAGGUCUUCAAGGGGGCGGCGUCCACUACUGCCAAGGUCUACCAGUGGUACUUCAACAGCAAGCUGGGCGCGGAGAAGUUCAUCUGCCACCCGUGGGCGGGCGCCUGUCACUGUAAUGAGCUGUACGGCGUCUUUGGAAUGCCCUUUCGCUAUCCGGAGCAGUACCUGGAGCGGGAGCGGGAGAUUAGCGGCGAGGUGAUCGGCUUCAUCGGGGCCUUCAUUCGAACUGGCACUCCUGGGCCUCAGCACUCCGAAUGGCUGCCCUACUCAAUGGCCGAGGGUGGAAAGCUGGUGGCGCCGUACUACGAGAUCAACAACGGCCCCAAGGUGCCGGCCAACUUCAAGGUCAACUUGAAGAGCCAGGAAUGUGAUCAAGUCUGGAAGCGGUACUACAACAACAACUAA